Molecule: messenger RNA, 794 nt
Organism: Musa acuminata subsp. malaccensis (wild Malaysian banana)
Lineage: Eukaryota; Viridiplantae; Streptophyta; Magnoliopsida; Zingiberales; Musaceae
Biological process (GO): ceramide metabolic process; sphingolipid biosynthetic process; intracellular sphingolipid homeostasis
Cellular component (GO): endoplasmic reticulum membrane
Source: RefSeq, a predicted model, not a curated record
UGCCAUUACCGGUAGUUCCCCUCCCAAUUCCCCCCUUUGGUCUUCCUUCGAUCUUGCAUGAAUACCCCUCCCCGGCCUCCCCAAGCUUGAUAUCGGAAUACAGAGAGCGAAAGGAGAAGGCGACGCGAUGGUGAAGCUCUACGUGAAGACGGUGCCGCCCCCGGAUCUGAACAAAAACACCGAAUGGUUCAUGUACCCCGGCGUCUGGACCACCUACAUACUCAUCCUCUUCUUCUGCUGGCUCCUCGUGCUCUCCGUCGUCGGCUGCACCCCCGGCAUGGCAUGGACCGCUGUCAAUCUCUUGCACUUUGCGGUUACCUAUUACUUCUUCCAUUGGAAAAAGGGCACUCCCUUUGCUGAAGACCAAGGUAUCUAUAACAACUUGACCUGGUGGGAGCAGAUGGAUGAUGGCAGGCAACUAACCCGUAACAGGAAAUUCUUGAUUGUUGUACCUGUUGUCCUGUAUCUGAUAGCCUCGCACACAACGGACUACCGACAUCCAAUGCUGUUCCUGAAUACACUUGCGGUAGCCAUACUGGUAAUUGCCAAGUUCCCAAACAUGCACAAGGUCCGCAUAUUUGGGAUCAAUGGAUGACUUGUGCUGCAUCACCACCCCAUAUAUAACUUGAUUGUUAUCUUUUUCAUUGAUAACUAGGCCAGUAGGUAAUACCUAACAUUAGUCCAAGGCCACAGUCAUAGUUUGUGUUAGUGUACAGUACUAGUGUUCUGUAUUCUCUUUAUGAAUUUUCCAUAUCAACAAAGUGUUCAUUGGGUAUAAAUAUAAAUUUUUCUUC